AAGUGAGAGAUGUCAUAGAGGCAGAAACAUCAAGACUUGGCACUUGAUUGUAUGGGUGGACGGUUAGGAAGCUAAGCGACUGCCCUCACUGGAGAUGCCCUAUUGGGAAAUUAGGAAGUGGUUUCAUAUUGUAUCUCUUCUGUUCCCUCUUGUCCCUCAAAUAUCUCUAGCACAUUAGACAUCAUUUCUCCUUGUAAACAACGCUAUUAUUACCUUUCCCCGAAUCAGAUUUUCUUUCCUCAGGUCCUAAAGUUCCUUAAAGUACCCUCUUGGCCUCAUCCUGGAAAAUGGACAUCCAUCCUUUGCCUGCUCCUCCCAUGGGUUUGGUUUCCUCAUCGUGUUCUCCCUUAGACGCAAUUUCCCUUCGAGGUCAUACUUCCGUUUCUGUUCAGGAAAGGGAAAAGCCAAUUCGGUUGCCAAGGAGACGGACCGAGGACCUUGAAAGAUGGAGCGAGGAGACAGCUGCAUUCUGAUUGGUGCAGAGAGCAUUAGCUUCCCCGCCCUUCCUUUUCAUUUAAGGAUUAGUGCCAAGCUUAACAUUUGGCUUCGCUAAUGCCCUCGGUAGGAAGAACAAACUAGUUUUUCACGUGCUAAGAAGAGAAAGGAUGUGGCCGUACCAACCACGAGGACCUUCUGGAAAAGAGUCUCCACAGCAAUGAAGCAGAAGGCCUCACGUCACUCUGGAAGUUGUAGUCCUUUGGUUCUCAAAGCGCAAGCGCACUUUCGAGAUUUGUCUGAGGCUGCGCGCUCGUUCCCGUCGCCAUGAUUGGUUCUUCGCCCCUACCAGUUCCUUAUCGGAGGUCAGUCUGGGUCGCUGUGCCAGGUAUUUAACGGCCCGGCCCGAUCCUUGACCCCGCCCCGAGCCAGAACUGGGCGGAUCCGGGAGGGAUCGGGGACCAAGUGAGGGAGUUGGGGAUGGUUUGUCUAAGAGGGAGAAAACUGAUGUGUGUGACAGACUAACGUUAGAGUCCCUUCCAGAGGCUGUUUGGGUUGUUGGACCACAACAUAAUGUACCUACCGAAGCACCGGGGCUUCCGCCCGUGGAGAGACCUGACCUUGAUUUCUUCCGCCUUGUAUUUCCAGCACAUCAACUGCAUUACUGCAUAGACUCUGUAGUUAUCUAGCCUGGAGCUUCAGAGGAAGGGUUCCUGCUGAAGAAACAGAGACCUCAGCCCCUGAGUGAAAAUCUCAGCUAACAGGACUUUGCCUCUGAGGACCUUAGGCCUGCUGGGAACAAACAGAAAUCAGGCCCAGAAGGAGACCCAUUUGGCCUUAGAACUUUUGGGAUGAACUUCAAGAAGGAAGCUGGUCCUUGAGUGGUUGAUCAAUUUAUAACCAUCCUUUCUGGCUAAAGAGGACUGGAAUGACUUAAGAAUAUCUAGAAUAGAAAGUGUGACCUUCAAGGAUCUGACCCAAAUGCUUGGGGAGAAAGUUCUGCCUUCUCAGGAAUAUGCACUUAUCCAAGAGGGAAACAUUGAGGAAGAAAGACAGACCUGAAUUCCUUACAGCCAGGUUCCAGGAAUCACUGACAUUCAAGGAUGUGGCAGUGGACUUCACUCAGGAGGAAUGGCAGCAACUAAACCCUCAUCAGAGAUACCUAUAUAGGGAUGUAAUGCUUGAGAACUAUAAGAACCUGGUCUCUUUAGGGCAUCAGGUUUCCAAACCAGAUGUGAUCUCCCAGUUAGAGCAAGGAGAAGAGCCCUGGACAGUACAAAAAGGAGUCUCUACACAUUCUUGCCGAGACCAGGAUAUCAAGAAUAAAACCAAGGAUUCAAUUCUAAAGCAAGACAUUCCUGAAGCAGACCCACCCCAAAAAGUAACACUGGAAAAAUUCACAAGGGAUGGUAUCUGGUACUUUGAGCUAAGAGAAACUGAUUCCCAAUUUGGAAUAGAACAGAAUAUAAAGAAGGCAGAGCUGAGACAAAGUACAGUUUCCCAAGCAAAAAUAAUCCCUAUGAAGACAAACCACAAGUGUAACGAAUAUAGUUUGGUUGCAGAACAAAUUUUUCCUUCAAAAAAAAUCACUCAUAAAUUUGACACAUAUAGGAAAACCUACUGUAAUUCACAAUUAAUUGAAUGCCAAAAAAUCUGUGUAGAGAAAAAGCUGUUCAAGUGUAAUGAAUGUGGGAAAGCUUUUAGUAAGAGUACAAUCCUUAAGAACCACCAGAUGAUCCACACCGGUGAGAAACCCUAUAAAUGUAAUGAAUGUGGGAAAGCCUUCAGACUUCGUGGAAACCUUACUCGACAUAAUAGAGUCCAUACUGGAGAGAAACCCUAUGAAUGUAAUGAAUGUGGGAAAGCUUUCAGGCUUCGUGGAAACCUUAACCAACAUAAAAGAAUUCAUACGGGGGAGAAACCCUAUGAAUGUAAUGAAUGUGGGAAAGCUUUCAGAUUAUAUGCACACCUUACUCAACAUAAAAGAAUUCAUACUGGAGAGAAACCUUAUGAAUGUAAUGAAUGUGGGAAAACUUUCAGACUGCAGGGACAUCUUACUAAACAUAAAAGCAUUCAUCCUGGAAAGAAACCCUAUAAAUGUAGUGAUUGUGAUAAGACUUUCAGUAAAGGUUCACUCCUAGUGAGUCAUCAGAGAGUCCAUACUGGAGAGGAACCCCAUAAAUGUAAUGAAUGUGGGAAAGCCUUCAGUUCACGUGCAAGCCUUACUCAACAUAAAAGAAUCCAUACUGGAGAGAAACCCUAUGAAUGUAAUGAAUGUGGAAAAGCCUUCAGCCAGAAUGUAUGCCUUACUCAACAUAAGACAGUCCAUACAGGAGAAAAACCUUUUGAAUGUAAUCAGUGUGGGAAAGCAUUCAGUCAGAGCAGACACUUAAAUCGACAUCAGAGAAUUCAUACAGGAGAGAAACCUUAUAAAUGUGAUGAUUGUGGGAAGUCAUUUAGUAAUGGUGAAUUCCUUAGGCAACAUCAGAGAGUCCACACUGGAGAGAAACCCUAUAAUUGUAGUGAAUGUGGAAAAGCCUUUAGACUUCGUGUACACCUCACUAGACAUAGGAGUAUUCAUACUGGAGAAAAACCCUACAAAUGUAAUGAAUGUGGGAAAACCUUUCGUCUGAGCACACACCUAACUCAGCAUAAGACCAUUCAUACUGGAGAAAAACCCUACAAAUGUAAUGAAUGUGGGAAAACCUUCCGGUUGAGUACAGACUGUACUCAACAUCAGAGAAUCCAUACUGGAGAAAGACCCUAUGCAUGUAAUGAAUGUGGGAAAGCAUUUUGGGACAGGUCAUCCUUUACUAAACAUCAAAAAAUUCACACUGGAGAAAAACCCUAUGAAUGUAAUGAAUGUGGAAAAGCUUUUAUUCAAAGUUCAUCUUUUAUUCAACAUUGUAUUACUCAUACUGGAGAGAAACCCUAUGAAUGUAAUACAUGUGGGAAAGCCUUCAGCCUUCAUGCAAACCUUAUUCGACAUCAGAGAAUUCAUACUGGAGAGAAACCCUAUAAAUGUAAGCAAUGUGGGAAUGUCUUCAGGCACAGUUCAACCCUGAUAAGACACCAGAGACUUCACAAUGAAGAGAAACCUUAUGAAUGUCAUGAAUGUGGGAAAGCUUUUAGUAAGGGUGCACUCCUAAGGCAACAUCAGAGAGUCCAUACUGGAGAGAAACCCUAUAAAUGUAAUGAAUGUGGGAAAGCUUUCACACUACGUGGGAGCCUUACUGGACAUAAGAGCAUUCACACUGGAGAGAAACCCUAUGAAUGUAAUGAAUGUGGGAAAGCCUUCAGAUUGCAUGCACAUCUUACUCAACACAUGAGAAUUCAUACUGGAGAGAAACCCUAUGAGUGCAAUGAAUGUGGGAAAGCCUUCAGAUUGCAUGGACACCUUACUAAGCACCUGAACAUUCAUCCUGGAGAGAAACCCUAUGAAUGUAAUGAAUGUGGAAAAGCUUUCAGUAAAGGUGCACUCCUUAAGCAACAUCAGAGAGUUCAUACAGCAGAAAGACCCUAUAAAUGUGAUGAUUGUGGGAAAACUUUCAGUAUGAGUGCACUCCUUAAGCAGCAUCAAGGAGUCCAUACUGGGGAGAAACCCUAUGAAUGUAGUGAAUGUGGGAAAGCCUUCAGACUUCGUGGAAGCCUUACUCAACAUAAGAGCAUUCAUACUGGAGAGAAACCCUAUGAAUGUAAUGAAUGUGGGAAAGCUUUCAGUACAGGUGCAAUUCUUAAGCAACAUCAGAGAAUCCAUACUGGAGAGAAGCCCUACAAAUGUGAUGAAUGUGGGAAAGCCUUCAGUAGGAGUUCAAGUCUUACUGAACAUAAGAGAAUCCAUACUGGAGAAAAACCCUAUGAAUGUAAUGAAUGUGGGAAAGCCUUUAGACUGCAUGGACACCUUACUAAACACCAGAGCAUUCAUCCUGGGGAAAAACCUUAUGAAUGUAAUGAAUGUGGGAAAGCCUUCAGACUUUGUGGAAAACUUACUCAACAUAAGAGAAUUCAUACUGGAGAAAAACCAUAUAAAUGUAGUGAUUGUGGGAAAGCAUUUGGAGAUGGUGCACUUCUUAUGCGGCAUCAGAGGGUCCAUACUGGAGAGAAACCAUAUAAAUGCAAUGAGUGUGGAAAAGCCUUUAGUCGUCGAGCAAACCUUACUCAACAUAAAAGAGUCCAUACUGGAGAAAAACCUUAUGAAUGUCAAGAAUGUGGGGAAACUUUCAGUCAGAGUAAACAACUAAAGCGACAUCAGACACUUCAUACUGGAGAAAAACCCUACAAAUGUAAUGAAUGUGGGAAAACCUUCCGUCAGAGUAGACAGUGUACUCAACAUCAGAGAAUUCAUACUGGAGAGAGACCCUACACUUGUAGUGAAUGUGGAAAGACCUUCAGACUGCAUACACAGCUUACUGAACACAAAAGCAUUCAUACUGGAGAGAAAGCUUAUGAAUGUAAUGAAUGCGGUAAAGCCUUCAGACUGCAUGCAAAUCUCUCUCGGCAUCAAAGAAUACAUACAGGAGAGAAACCCUAUAAAUGUAAUCAGUGUGGGAAUGCUUUCAGGCACAGUUCAACUCUAGUCAGGCAUCAGAGACUUCAUGGUGGCGAGUAAUCCUGGGGUUUUAGUGAAUGGAGAAAUGUUUUCUGUUAUAUUUAUCCUUUAUUCAGAUAUUUGUGGUCAUUGUCAUAGUUUGUCACUAAUUGAUUUUGUCAUGUCUUAGAGAAAAAUAUGCUUCCUCUCCUUUAUUUCUUUCUGCUCUACUAUACACCUCAGUGCCUACAAGGAACUUCACAUCAAUUUACUUCAAAGUAUAUCACCUUAUAAUUAUUAUGGUCAGUGAUUAGUUCAGCUAACAUCAGUUUUCUGAUGAUAUGGGUAAAUUUUUGUCCUUGCAUUCUUUAAAAUUACCCAGUUUUACAGUUUUCAAUACCUACUGAAAUUUUCGCAUGAUUUCUGGUAAUACCACACUAGGAGGCAUGGCUACCCAAUAGAGUUAGGAAGUUGAUCAUUAGCUUUAAUUGGCUUUAAGUGAGUUGACCAGCUUUUUUUUAGAAGUAAAGUUAAACAACUGUGAGGUGGGAUGUGUAUUUAUAAAAUUAUUGUCAAGGAUCAGAGAUUUAAAAUGUUAAAGAACCUUAGAAGCCAUAAAAUCCAACCACAUUUUACAAAUGAGGAAACAAGCCCAUAUUGUUUGAUUUUUUUCCAAGAUCACAUAGUUAGUGAUAGGAUUUAAACCUAGAUGUCUAAGUUAAGAGGAUUGAAUGGAGUCAGGUUCCUUGAUCACUUUUCCCUACUCCCUAAAAUGAACAAUAGAAACACCAAAGGGAAGAGAAAUGGCUAAAACUAAAUUACAUGCACACAUGAGAAGGAAAAAAAAGCUAAUCAGAAUUUAGUAUGAGCAAAGUAACAGUGCUGACACAACUAAAAAUACUUAAGAAUAAUAGAAUCAGGUAAAAUACCAGAAACUAUGAGAGAUUGAAAAGGAUAUUAUGAAACCAAAAAAAAGUAAGGGUUUGUUCUCCCAUUGGAUAUGCAACAUGUGAAGUCUGAAAUAACUGAGGGACAAAGAUUCAAACUUCUAAGCAUAUUAGUUUAUUAAGCAAUGCAUGCCAAUUGCAUAUCAAAUUGGGACUGUACCUCCUCAGCUUGGCACUGGACCCAAGUAUAGGGGAGAUAAGAUCUUUAUGCAUUAAAACAAUAGGAUAUAAACCAGAGUACAAAAUUGGGUAAUCUGAUUUCUAAUUUAAGGAAAUAUUAGGGGCUUUCCAAAUUGGGAGGGGGAGAGUGAACAGGUGCAAUUCCUUAAAAUCAGGAAAAAAGAGGUGUCCCACUUGUCCCUACCUCCUAAAUGUCUAUUCAGUCAAAGGAACAAUGAAACAGUAACUGGUUGACCAGGAUGGGGCCAGUUUUCAAAUAAGACAUGGGAUGCUGGAGAUGUAUAAUUGUGAAAAAACUCCUUGCAUCAGUCUUUGGAUCUAACUGGAUUUCUGGUAAGCAUAACCUAGAUCCUUAGUUAAAGGUCUCUAAGCAACAGGUAGGGGUGGUCCAGUUUCCCAACCACACAGGGCUAAGUUCAAACUGCAAUAAAGUUUUCUUACAGGAUAGAAAUUGGAUUAGACCUACAACUGAAUAGAAAGGGAACUGAGCUAGAUCCAGAAUUGAGUUAUAAGAUGGGAUCAGUGUGGUCCACUCAAUUCCCAGAUAGAAGACACAACCAAGUGAAAUUGGUGAUGCUUAGAAAAAUCACAUGGUUAAAUAAUAGCUACAAUAUUAACUAAAAAGUAGAUUACAAAAAAAAUAUAAGAUGCAAAAAUGCAAGAAAUACACUAUAAAAGUAUAGUGUAUUUCUUGCAUUUUUGGAUCUUAUAAUUGCACAUAAUUGUGAAGCAACAGAAAAUAUAAUUCCCUUCCAAAGGACACCUUGAAUUAUCCAAACUAUUGGAAAAAACAGACUUAAGUUACUGAUAUAUAGUAUAAAUCACAACACUAGUCAGGAUUGUAAACAGACUAGAGAAAUUAAAAGAACAAGAGAAUUUGGACACUUUCUAGGAACUACUGAAGAAAAUUUCCCCCAGAAUUGGUUAAAGUAACCAGUGAAACAUAAUUAGAAAUAAUACAUAACAUUCAACAAGAAUGCAAGCUUGAGGGCAGGGAUUUUUUUUGUUUUUUCAGUCAAUAUGUGUUGAUUAACCAGAAGGAAAAAAAAAUCCUCAAAUUUAACACUUGCUAGAAGUUCCUCAGUUAAAUGCAACAGUACAAUAACAAAAAUGCUAGUAUAUGCUAGAAGAAGUGAAAAAAUUACUAAGCAAUUAGGACCACACCAGAUUUCAAGAACAAGGAAGGAUAACAGAAAUUGGAAAAAAGACAUUUGCAAAAUGAGAGGCACACACCUUGAACCCUUAACCCACAGAAUAUAUGCUGCAUGAAGACGGGAAAUAUUCAAAAUGCAAAUAGCUAUUAGGAUGAAGAAAGAUUUAUAAAUACUGGGCAGGGGUACAGUGAUAGUAAGGAAAGAUUUUAAAAUAGCAUGUGAAGGAAUGAUGCCAAGAAAAUGAUGUGUAUAGAACAUUUCCUUAAGUGGAGAAAAUUUAUACUACUAAGUGCAGAGAAAACAUUCUUGAUGAAAGACACUUGUUUUUAAUGGGGAAAAUACAGGGAGAAGAAGUCAUAUUAUGGUUUGUAAAAGUAUUUGAAACCCACCAGCCCUGGAUUCAAGAAGACCUGAAUUCAAAUCUGACCUCAGACACUUGAUAUUUACUAGCUAUGUGAUGCUGGGCAGGUCACAUAACCCUCAUUGCCUCACCAAAAAAAAAAAAAAAGUAUUUGCAACCAUAAGCUAAUACAUACAAAGGAGAAAUUCUAGCAGCAUUCCUUGAUAGGGUAUCGGUGGAGGGAUAAAUUUAUAAAUAAAUGAAAAACAUUUUUUCAACAGAUAUCAACAUUACUACAUAAACAAUAGUUAUAAAAACUAGCUGGUACUAGAAAAAAUAAUAGUGAUAGAAAAAAUAAUAAAGUGGGAGGCAAGGUGGCACAGUGUAUAUAGAGUGCCAAGCUGGGAGUCAGC
Molecule: messenger RNA, 7997 nt
Organism: Dromiciops gliroides (monito del monte)
Lineage: Eukaryota; Metazoa; Chordata; Mammalia; Microbiotheria; Microbiotheriidae
Product: zinc finger protein 184-like
Exons: 8
Coding region: 1451-5044 (1197 amino acids)
Biological process (GO): negative regulation of transcription by RNA polymerase II
Molecular function (GO): DNA-binding transcription repressor activity, RNA polymerase II-specific
Source: RefSeq, a predicted model, not a curated record